AUGGCGGCGCCUCACACCUUUGGCGACUAUACCUGUGUAGUCACAGAUAUAGACCGCAUGAAACAUGGAUCAAGAACGGUACCCAUGAAAGUGCUUGUCCUUGGCUUGCCUCGAACUGCGAGUGAAUCAACCGCAAAAGCACUACGUCUCCUUGGCGCCACCGAACUGUAUCACGGCUUCCAGGCUGCGCUGGAGAACCCGCUCGACAACAAGUACUGGCUCGCGGCCUUGCAAGCGAAGUUCGAGGGCAAGGGCAAACCCUACGGCCGGGCUGGGUUCGACAGAUUGCUAGGCCACUGUCAAGGCGUGUCGGAUCUACCAGCUAUCUUGCUUGCCGAGGAAUUGAUCGAGGCGUAUCCGGAGGCGAAAGUCAUUCUGACGCAUAGGGAGUUCGAGAGUUGGUAUACGAUGACUACGAAGCAGAAGCAGCAAAAUCGCGCCACUCCUACCUCUGACGACUUAGCUGACCCGCAACUGCUGCCUCACAGAUCAGUUUACGCCACAAUCCACCUCAAGGUCCACCACCCCUUCACUCGUAUCGUCGCUCUCCCGCAGCACUUUCUACACAUGCAUAACCGUUUCACAAAACCUACCUUCUUAUACGCCUGGCAGCACCUCACGCAUAACUCUGUCCACUUUACACGCAACGAAGCCCACAGUGUUUACCACACACACUACGCGAGUAUACGAGAGAUUGUUAGUCGGCAGCCCAAACACCAGAAUAAUAGCAAGCUGCUAGAGUACAGGAUAGGAGACGGAUGGGGACCGCUGUGCGAGUUUUUGGGCGUCGAGGUGCCGCCCGAGAGCGUGGCGUUUCCUAAAGGCAAUGACUUACGCGUGUUCAUGAAAAGGAUUGAUGAUCUGGUGUGGUGGGAAAUUUGGUGGAUGAUGCGGCGAGUACUACAGAUAGCGGCCGCCGUUGGGCUGCUGUUGGGGGCUUUAUACGUUUCAAAGUGGUGGAGGUAA
This is a messenger RNA of Cyphellophora attinorum, 966 nucleotides long. RefSeq lists its product as uncharacterized. The record is from RefSeq and is a predicted model, not a curated record. The coding region runs from base 1 to 966 and encodes 321 amino acids. Lineage: Eukaryota; Fungi; Ascomycota; Eurotiomycetes; Chaetothyriales; Cyphellophoraceae. The transcript has 3 exons.